Momordica charantia (bitter melon) is the source of this 3562-nucleotide messenger RNA. RefSeq names its product TMV resistance protein N. NCBI's taxonomy places the organism in Eukaryota, Viridiplantae, Streptophyta, Magnoliopsida, Cucurbitales, Cucurbitaceae. Gene Ontology annotation, biological process: signal transduction; defense response. The record is from RefSeq and is a predicted model, not a curated record. Gene Ontology annotation, molecular function: protein binding; ADP binding.
UAGACCACACAUUUUAUACGGAGCAAUGGGAAUAGUUGGCAGAUGAAAGCUCUGUCCAUGGCGGUUUCUUCUUCUUCUUCUUCAACUGGAAAAUACAAAUACGACGUUUUUUUGAGCUUCAGAGGAGAAGACACACGUGGCGGCUUCACAGACCAUCUCUACGCAGCCUUAAAACGGAACGGAAUAAUCUUCACUUUCAGAGACGAGAAUGAGAUCCAACAAGGAGCCGACAUUUCUUCCGACCUGUCGGCCGCAAUCGAAGCGUCAAGAAUUGCGGUGGUCGUCGUGUCGGAAAACUACGCUUCUUCCAGGUGGUGCCUCGGGGAGCUCCUCGAAAUCUUCGAGUGCAGGAAGAGGUUGGGAAUGACCGUUUUGCCCAUCUUCUACAAGGUGGAUCCUUCCGAUGUUCGCAACCAGAGAGGGAGUUUUGCGGAAGCUUUUGCCAAACAUGGAGAAAGAUUUGGAGAAGAAGACUUCAGGCUCACAAAAUGGAGGCAAGCCCUCACACAGCUCGCCAACCUCAAAGCUUGGCUUUCCCAACAUUGGUCACAUGAAUCAGAAAUCAUAGAAGAAAUCUCUGCAUCAAUAUGGAAAAGAAUCAAACCGACCUUGACACUCACUCGAGAAGACCAACUUCUUGGAAUCAAUUCAAAACUAGACAAACUUUCUUCACUUUUGAACAGAAACUCAAACUCAGAUGAUGAUGAUGGUGUGUUUUGGGUAGGAAUCCAUGGAAUGGGUGGCAUCGGUAAGACGACAAUAGCUCGGGUUUUUUACGAGCAAAUCCGCGACGAAUUCGACGCUCAUUGCUUCCUCUCCGAUGUUCGAGAGAAGUUCGAGACGUCGGGGCUUACAUAUCUACACAGCAAACUCCUGUCAAGAUUAACGUUUUCAAUGAAGAACAAUGACAUAUGGGAUGCUGAAGAAGGCAUUGCCAUGAUAAGCAGAGCAAUUUUUCAAAAAAAGACACUUCUUGUAUUGGAUGACGUGGAUCAUUCAGACCAAAUCAAGGGGCUGAUUCCAAGCAAUGAUUUUUUUGGUUAUGGCAGUAGAAUCAUCAUCACAACAAGAAAUGCAGAUCUGCUUUCCAAUGAAUUGGGAGUUAAAAGAAUUCUUGAAAUAGAAGAACUCAAAUACGAGGAGGCCCUUCAACACCUUAGUUUGAGUGUUUUCAUGAAAACAUGUCCGGAAGAAGGUUUCUYGGAACAUUGCAAAAGCAUCAUCAAGCUUGUCGGAGGGCACCCUCUUGGGCUAAAAUUAUUAGGAACAUGUCUAAGGAACAAAGAUUUGGGUGUGUGGGAUUGUGUAAUAGAAGAACUCCAAGAAGGUGGGAAUAUUGAUAACCAAAUUUUCAAGUGUCUGAAAGUAAGUUAUGAUGGGUUGGAUGAGAGGGAGAAGGAUAUUUUCCUUGAUGUGGCAUGCUUCUUCAAGGGAAAAAGGAGAGAUUUUGUAGAAGAAAUUCUUGAUGGAUGUGGUUUCUAUGCCAGAAGAAGGAUUGAACUUCUCAUUCAAAAAUCUCUCAUAACUCUAUCUUAUGACAAUAAAUUGCAGAUGCAUGAUUUAUUGCAAGAAAUGGGUCGGAAAAUUGUUCGUGAAAAACCUACCCAACAAGAUCGAUUGUGGUGUCACAAGGAUAUUAAAUGUGUGGUUACAGAAGCAUUGGUCCAAAGCAUAUAUUUCAAGUCCCCAAGAAACACUGUUGAGGUUCCAAUUUUGUUUUCAAGAAUGCAACAACUUAGGCUGCUCAACUUUCACAAUGUGAGACUGCAAAAUCACUUGGAAUAUUGCAUUCCAACUGAGUUGAGAUAUUUGAAGUGGAAAAGAUACCCCUUGGAGUUUCUAAGAUUGAGUUCUGAAGAAUAUAAGCUUAUCACGCUUCACAUSUGCCAUAGCAAUUUGAAGCAAUUUUGGCCAGUAGAAAAGCAUUUGGAGAAGUUGAAGUACAUCAAACUCAACCAUUCUCAGAAGUUAUCCAAAACUCCUGACUUUGCAAAAAUUCCAAAUCUCAAAAGAUUAGAACUUGAAGGCUGCACGAGUUUAGUCAACAUUCAUCCAUCAAUUUUCUCCGCAGAAAAACUAAUUUUUCUAAGUUUGAGGGAUUGCACCAAUCUCACCAAUCUUCCAUCUCAUAUUAACAUCAAGGUUCUUGAAGUUUUGAUUCUCUCUGGUUGUUCAAAACUCAACAAGGUCCCAGAAUUUUCAGGCAACACAAAUAGAUUACUGCAACUCCAUUUCGAUGCCACCUCCAUAGCAAACCUUCCUUCAUCAGUAGCAAGCUUGAAUCGCCUAACAGUGCUGAGCUUAAAGAACUGCAAAAAGCUAGUCAACAUUUGUAGUGUCAUUGACAAGAUGACGUCUCUCGAGAGCUUAAAUCUUUCUGGAUGCUCAAAGCUCGGAAACCGAAAACGAAAGAUCGACGACAAUGUCGGAUGCUUGGCGGAGCUCGACGUGAGAGGUGCUCCAAGAAGAAGAGACGACGAGGGUAAAGUCGGAGUUAAUAUCUUCAAACAGUUGUUUCUUUGGUUGUGUAAGGCUCCAGAAAGUGGCAUUUUUGGGGUCCCUUCGCUGGCUGGUUUGUACUCUCUUACGAAACUAAAUUUGAAGGAUUGCAACUUAGAAACAAUCCCACAAGGGAUUGAAUGUUUGGUGUCUUUGACAGAGCUUAGGUUGUGUGGCAACAACUUCUCUCAUCUUCCAACAAGCAUUUCUCGACUUCAUAACUUGAGAAGAUUGAAUAUAAAUGGAUGCAAGAAGCUUCUGUGCUUCCCAGAGUUGCCUCCAAGGAUUCGAUGGCUGAUGUCAAAGGGUUGCAUUUCACUGAAAAACAUUCCAAACAUUUCAAAAGUGGACCAUUCAUAUUUCAUGAGGGAAGUGAAUCUUCUGAAUUGCUACCAAUUGGCUGACAACAUAGGGCUUCAUAGAUUGAUCACUUAUUGGAUGGAGAAGAUGCUUUUCCGGAAAGGAACAUUCAACAUCAUGAUCCCGGGGAGCCAGAUCCCGGAUUGGUUUACAAUGACAGAAAUGGGAUCUUCGAUAUGCGUCGAGUGGGAUCCCGACGCGGCGAAUGCCAACUUGAUUCGCUUUGCUUUGUGCGUCGUCUGUGGUCCGACGAACCAAGGCGACAUUAUCGAUACUCCCUUCGCCAUUAUCGCAUCUGUGACGGGAAGAGGUGCUGAUGACCCAUGUUUGAACAAUGGAGAUCUUAUUGUUAAUGCAUUCAAUGUUUCGGGGAUGAGGAAGUUGGACCAUAUUUGGUUGUUCGUUUUGCCUCGAACCAAGUCUCUGGCAAGGAAGAUUAGCACAUGUAAAGAGAUUAAGUUUCAAUUCUUGGUCCAAGUUAACUAUAGUCGAUCUGCUUCUUCGCCAAGUAUCGCGCUGAAAAAGUGUGGAGUUCAUUUGAUAAAUAUGGAAGAAGAGAAGGAAGCCAUGAAGCGAUAUGCCUCUUAUAUCAUCUUGAAGAACAAGAUGAGGUCAUUGCUAAAUGUAAAUUGAGUGAAAUUCACAGUAGGAACUUCUCAUUCCUCUCUUUUAUAUAUGUUAGUAGUACCGUAAUUGACUUGUC